Messenger RNA from Laetiporus sulphureus 93-53, 870 nucleotides. RefSeq lists its product as uncharacterized. The transcript has 6 exons. The record is from RefSeq and is a predicted model, not a curated record. NCBI's taxonomy places the organism in Eukaryota, Fungi, Basidiomycota, Agaricomycetes, Polyporales, Laetiporaceae. The coding region runs from base 1 to 870 and encodes 289 amino acids.
AUGGCUGCAGCCACACUUUUGCUCUUUAUCCUGAGUACGAUGCACAUCGUAGCGGAUGCAAGACGCCUCUAUGUGGGGAUCGUGUUGUCUAAAGACGCUGAGCGGUAUUUCCAGGAUCUCGAGACUGAGAUGUGGAAGAACAGUGUGUAUGGAGUAGAAACUCUUGUCGCCGACGCUGUUCUCAUUUAUCGCUGCCACGCUGUGUGGCAGAGACUCUGGGUGAUUGUGGUCCCUGUUCUCGGAUGGUGCGGGAUCGUGGUCACUGGAAUUCGUUCCAGUUGGGCGAUCGGACACAUCAAGACGAACGCCAAUGAAGUGUUCGACGAUCUGACGUUUCAGUGGGGACUCGCGUUUUACGCGACUGCUCUGGCGACAGAUUUCCUUGCAACAGGUCUCUUGGCGUACAAGCUGUGGCUAGCCAUCCGCGCGGCGUCACGAAUCGACGGUGGAGCGGUUCGGUGCCGGGGAAGCUCCUUGAAGUCUGCAAUGCUUGUUGUUCUCGAAUGCGGUGCGCUGUACUCGCUCUCCCUUCUCGUGACUAUCAUUGUCUACACGUUGUGGAGCAAUUCCGUCUUCGUCAUGAUCGACGUGGUUGGCCAAAUCAUUCCGAUCACGUUUUACAUCGUGAUUAUAAGGGCGACGAUGGCGCGGGUCAUGGAGGACCAUCAGAGUCGGACCGUGUUGAGCGAAAUCGUGUAUGCGCCGCCGUCGUUAACAGAGACAGCUCAGUCAAAAGUCAGUGGACCGACCGGAGCACAUCUCGUGCGAUGGGGCGCGUGUGCGGGUGGGUCAAAGGAGGUGGGUGGCGUCGACGGGGAGGGGAAGGAAGGUCAAGUUUUGUGGGGGAGCGAUUGCGGUAUGCAGGUGUGA